Molecule: messenger RNA, 2901 nt
Organism: Magnolia sinica
Lineage: Eukaryota; Viridiplantae; Streptophyta; Magnoliopsida; Magnoliales; Magnoliaceae
Product: pentatricopeptide repeat-containing protein At5g59600-like
Exons: 2
Coding region: 554-2263 (569 amino acids)
Biological process (GO): RNA modification
Molecular function (GO): protein binding; RNA binding
Source: RefSeq, a predicted model, not a curated record
CUUCUUUUUGAAGGUAUAUAUGCUGAUCAAUCACAAGAGACAGCAAGGGGCCUGCUUUUGGUGAUAUAAACCAUCAAUCGCGUGCAUCCUGUUGGUGGUAUUUGCUAUGCCUCAAUCUCUCCCCAAUAAGUGCUGCCGCUUGAUGUCGGGAGUUAUGCUGUUAGGAUUUGGGAUGGCAAAGCAGCCAUUGGAUAGGUGCAACAACUGACUGAAGUGAGAGGUGUAGUUUUGAGUCAGCAGUGAAACUGAAAGUUUUGAUAUGGAAGAUGUAUCUAUGUACCGAGUUCCAGUUAUCUUAUAUAGCUUAACAGAGUCUUUUCUGAGAAGUAAUUUAAUAGUAGUGUCAUGAAAGCUGUUCUUUUAUCAAUAGAUAGUGUAAUGAAAAGGCUAUUCUUCUACAUGUGGGCAUGCAAUCUCUUCUAUCUUGGUCAGAGUUCUCAAUAAUCUAUCCGUCCAUCUGAAAUUCCUUGAUAAAUCUAUCCAUAAAAAAUCUAUAUCAGAUGGUACUUGUAUGUGGUUAAUUUCAUGUUGAGCAUGGCCUUUGGUUUUUGAAAUGUUGAAACCGUUACAGUCACUGUAUAACAUUUCGGAUCAUUUGGGAUGCCUGUUACAGAGCUGCAUGAAAUGGAAGGCCUUGCGACCAGGCAAGCAGAUCCAUGCACGGAUAUUCAUUGCAGGCAUAGGGAUGGAGAUUGGGUGUCUGAACGCCAAGCUUGUAGGAAUGUAUGCUGGUUGUGGAGAUGUAGCGUCUUCGAGGCUGGUUUUCGAGCAGAUGCAAAAACCGACCGCCUUUGCGUGGAACUGGAUGAUAUCUGCUUCUGCUUUUGAGGGGGAUUGUGAAAAUGCAAUCCGCCUCUUUGCACGGAUGCAGGAAGCUGGAGCCCUUGCCAACAGAUUCACCUAUUCGUGUAUCUUGAAAGCCUGUGUGGGCCUGUUGGAGAUCAAGAAAGGGAAGGAACUUCAUGGGGUUAUAAACAAAAGAGGAUUUGAUUCUGAUGUUUCCGUGGUGAAUGCUCUGAUUGACAUGUACUGCAAAUGUGGGGAUCUGGAGGCUGCUCGUCGGCUGUUCGACAGAAUGCCUCAGAGAGAUGUUGCUUCAUGGACAUGCAUGAUAUCUGGUUACUUGCAAAGAGGGAAGCUCGAGCAGUCCAUGAUCCUUUUCAAGAGGAUGAAAUUGGAGGGGCCAGAACCAAACGAGUUCACUUGGAAUGCCAUGAUUGCAGGUUAUGCUCAGAAUGGAGACUCUAACAGAGCUUUUGAAUUCCUUGCCGAAAUGAAGAAAGAAGGAUUAGAACCCGAUUUGGUUACCUGGAAUGCGAUGAUUGCAGGUUUCAAUCAAAACCAACAAGGUGUUAAAGCGCUUGAAUUGUUGGGAAAGUUGUUGGCUGCUGGAUGUAAACCCAAUUCAGUAACUGUAGCUGGCUUGCUCCCCGCAUGCGGAUUGAUAGGCUCACUGCGAAAAGGAAAACAGGUUCAUGGCUUGAUCUACCGCAGAGGCCUCAAGCUAAAUAUUUUUACAGUGACGGCUCUUAUUGACAUGUACUCGAAAUGUGGGAGCAUUGAAGAUGCUAGAAAAGUAUUCAAACAGACUAUGACCAGGAACCCUGCGGCGUGGAAUGCCAUGAUCAGCUGCUAUGGGAAGCACGGACAUGUCGAUGCCUCGAUUCAACUGUUUGUUAAAAUGCAAGAUGAAGGCGUGCAGGCAAACCAAGUCACAUUUACAUGCCUGCUUUCUGCUUGCAGCCAUGGGGGACUGGUCGAGAAAGGUUUGGAAAUUUUCAGGUCUAUGAAAGAGAUUUAUGGGGUGGAGCUGAGCAAAGAGCAUUAUGCUUGUGUGGUUGAUCUCCUUUGCCGUUCAGGGCAGCUCGUUGAGGCUUAUGAGCUGGUGAAGAAGAUGCCAAUGGAAGUGAACGAUUCUGUAGUCGGGGCCUUCUUUAAUGGGUGCAGAAUACAUGGGAGGAGUGAUCUGGCGAAGGAAUUGGCAGAGGAGAUAUUACAGAUGGAGUUGUGGAAGCCUGCAGACUUUGUGCUUCUGUCAAAUAUCUAUGCGGCAGACGGAAAGUGGGAGGGGGUGGAAAAAGUGAGGGAGGUGAUGAAGGAAAAGGGAAUUUGGAAAAAACCAGGAUGCAGCUGGCUUGAAAAGAAGGAUGGGUUGGUUGAAUUUAGGGUAGGAAAACAGGCUUCCAAGUCUGAAGUUUGGUCUGGACUGGAGAUACAGGAGCAAGGGAAAUGUGGUUAUGAUAGGGGUUUUAACCAUGGCUGAAAGUACAAUUGAGGAUGAAAUCAUUCUUACAAAGCUGCAACUCCAAAGGGGACGGUUCAUGCUGAAUCUUGUUUUCCUGUGUCUAUUUAAAAAUGGCAUUUUGAGUGUCUGCAUUCAUAUGCUAUUGGGUGCCAAAAGAGGGGAACAUAUUCACCGAGCUGGGAGCUGUAUAGAAUCUUGGGUUUUUUAACUGCCGCUAUGACUGUUGGAAGCCAGGCAGGAUGCCUGUGUUUGUCACCUUGAUUUGAAUUGAUGCAAUUGCGUAAGAAGCCUUGUUUGUUACGGGGAUGCUGCAUAAGUCCUGCUGGACCUAAAACCACAUCAUGGAAGAUCGUCCCCAAAAUUAUAGAUGGAAGAGGGCGCCCUGUUUCAAUGGUCUGUCUCUUUGAAGACUUCACUCUACUAGAGGCACACUCGAAUAGAGUAAAGGCUUUUGCACUUUUUGGUAUUUGGAUCUGAAUGGGAAAAGAAACUGGACUCCCUUUACAAGACUGCAGUGGCUGUUUGGGCAGAAGGAUUUGCAAAGUAAACAUUAGCCUUAUCUGCUAUCAAGAGUUUCUGAGCGCUGGAUACGAGAUAAUUGUUGUCUAAUGAAUCCUAAAUUCCUGCUUUCUAUCUAAACAAGAUCCUUGAAAUCA